AUGACAGAUUCAGACCAUUCAUCAUCUCAAUCUGAUUCUGAUUCUGAAUUUGUUGAAGCACUAGAAUCACAACCACUCGAAUCAGGACCUCCAAGAAAGAAACAAAAGACUACUAGAAUACCGAAAAGAUUACAAAAUAAUGAACUUUAUAGGGUUUUUUUCAACAAGGAGUUGAAAAGUUUCAUUGAUGGUGAUAAUGGCACCUUGAGCAAAGGCUUCCAUUCAUUUGUUACCCCAUUUGAAUCAAAUAAUAAAGUUAGUCAGAUUGAAUCUUCCACAAUAUUGGGGACGUAUUGGACAAGUUUUGAAAAAGAAGUUUUUUUUGAAUUUUUAGCAAGGUUUGGCAUAUUGGGGAUAGAUAAAAUUUGUGAGAAAUUACCAAGGAAGUCUAUUUUAGAAGUUAUGAAUUAUUAUGAUUUGUUGAAACAAGGAUUGGAUCAUUAUAAACAAGAUUCGAAAUUUUUUAUGAAGUUGAUUAAGUAUGAAGAAAUCCCACAAGCUAUGGAGAUUGAUGAAGUUGUGAUAAGUAUUGAAGAGGCAUUAUCAAAUUCGUUAAAUCUAUAUGAAUCUGAAAAGAAAAAUUCCAAAGAAUUACAAUCAAUUUUUGAACAAGAGGUUUUGAAUGAUGAAGAAUCAAUAAUUGAUAUGAAGGUGCUCAACUCAAUGUGUGAAUUCAUUCAACAAGAUCAUUUAAUCUCAGAUAUAAGGAAAUUCAACCAAGACAUCACCCCCAGAUUAGGAUAUUCAUCAAAUUAUAUUCAAACAUUAAUUAAAAACUUCAUUCAUGAUUUAAUUUCCAAAAUCAUUGAAAUUCAAAUAUACAAACCCUCACCAACAAGUCUUAAUUUAAACAUCCAUCAGGACAAGAUAUCCAUUGAUGUGAAUGCACCAGAUGUUUAUAAAUCAUUCAUGGAGCUUGCCCCGAAAAGGGCUUUUCUAUUGAAGUAUUAUUUCCACAAGUUUCAUAAACGACUGGGGUUGUUGAUUGAAGAUUCUGAUGAAAGUGUGAUUAAUAAAGGAUUGUUGACUUUCAAUAGGACUGCUUAUAAGUUUAGUGACUAUAGAAAGAAUGAGUUGAUAAAGCAGAUAUAUGGUGUUGAGAAGCCAGUGGUUGAAGAGGAGGAGGACGACGACGAAGAAGAAGAUGAUGAGUUGUUGGAUAAUAGAUUUGCUUUGAAAGUUUUCCAUAAGGAGAAUCAUAUGGUUGAUUUAAAAGAUUUGGUCAAAUCAAGAGAGUAUUGUAAAGAGAUGAUUACAAAAUGGGGACAUUUGGAACUUUAUGAACAAUUUAAACAGGAUGAUGAUGAGAUUGAAUCGAUUGAUGAUAUUUUCCAAGAGUUAAAUCAAGAUGAAACUCUUCAAGAUUUGGGGAUCCCUCAAGACUUAGAAAUCACAGAUGAAAUGAUUACAUUACAGAGCAUUACAUUUUAA
Hansenula anomala is the source of this 1431-nucleotide messenger RNA. It is a transcript of the gene RRN5, whose product is annotated as Rrn5p. Gene Ontology annotation, cellular component: RNA polymerase I upstream activating factor complex. Gene Ontology annotation, molecular function: rDNA binding; RNA polymerase I general transcription initiation factor activity. The record is from RefSeq and is a predicted model, not a curated record. The transcript has a single exon. Gene Ontology annotation, biological process: nucleolar large rRNA transcription by RNA polymerase I; transcription initiation at RNA polymerase I promoter. Lineage: Eukaryota; Fungi; Ascomycota; Saccharomycetes; Phaffomycetales; Wickerhamomycetaceae. Bases 1 to 1431 code for a protein of 476 amino acids.